CAAUGUACUUCCAUGUUGCUGACCUCGUGACCCGGAAAUAGAAGUUUUGCAGCACAGGCAGUUAUUCCGCGUCUGUGGUGUAGGAAGAGUAAUACUAGCGACAACAUGCUUAUCAAAGUGAAGACGCUCACCGGAAAAGAGAUAGAGAUCGAUAUUGAGCCCACCGACAAGGUGGACAGGAUAAAAGAACGAGUGGAGGAGAAAGAAGGCAUCCCUCCACAGCAACAGAGACUCAUCUAUAGUGGAAAACAAAUGAAUGAUGAGAAGACUGCUUCUGACUACAAGAUCCAAGGUGGAUCAGUACUACACUUAGUUCUUGCGUUGAGAGGAGGCUGCUGAGCAUUCCCUUUUUGUUUACUGGUCAUUUCAGUCGAACAUUUUGGUUGGGCGGGGAAACUGCAUCCAAUGAGUCAUCAUGCAUGGUUUGCAAUUGUAUCUCACACUCUUCCGUUUUGCUUGUAAAAUAAUAUUGUUUACGUGCAUUAAUGUUUUUCUUCCCUAAAUAAAUGGACAUGCCUAUG
This is a messenger RNA of Bombina bombina (fire-bellied toad), 521 nucleotides long. It is a transcript of the gene NEDD8, whose product is annotated as NEDD8 ubiquitin like modifier. The transcript has 4 exons. Gene Ontology annotation, molecular function: ubiquitin protein ligase binding; protein tag activity. Gene Ontology annotation, cellular component: cytoplasm; nucleus. Bases 106 to 339 code for a protein of 77 amino acids. Gene Ontology annotation, biological process: modification-dependent protein catabolic process; regulation of proteolysis; protein neddylation. Lineage: Eukaryota; Metazoa; Chordata; Amphibia; Anura; Bombinatoridae. The record is from RefSeq and is a predicted model, not a curated record.